This is a messenger RNA of Jaculus jaculus (lesser Egyptian jerboa), 4679 nucleotides long. RefSeq names its product two pore segment channel 1 (gene Tpcn1). Gene Ontology annotation, cellular component: endosome membrane; lysosomal membrane. Gene Ontology annotation, molecular function: monoatomic ion channel activity; voltage-gated channel activity. Gene Ontology annotation, biological process: transmembrane transport; monoatomic ion transport. The transcript has 28 exons. The record is from RefSeq and is a predicted model, not a curated record. Lineage: Eukaryota; Metazoa; Chordata; Mammalia; Rodentia; Dipodidae. The coding region runs from base 256 to 2712 and encodes 818 amino acids.
CGGCUGAGGCGCUGACGGUGGCUGUGGCGGCUGCUGUCGCUCGCACUUCGGGGAUUUGGCGGCGGCGCCUGCGGGCCGGGCUGCACGGUGCGGACCCCGGUGCGCGGUCCGGGUUCCUGAGUCGCCGAGUAAGAUGCCUCUGAUGGAGCCAGUUCUGAGAAGCACCUCUGGGUCAGUGGCUUUGAACAGGAGCUCAAGCCAGAGACUAUUUAAAGCCUUGGUCAUCGCAUCCUGAGGACCACAGAACAGGAGAACAUGGCCGUGAGCUUAGAUGACGAUGUGCCACUCAUUCUGACCUUGGACGAGGCGGGCAGCACCCCACUGGCUCCCUCCAAUGGCCUGGGCCAAGAAGAGUUGCCUAGCAAAAAUGGGGGCAGCCACACCAUGCACGACUCCCAGGUCCCCAGUCUGCUCUCUGGGAUGGACACUUCCCCUUCCAGCCCCACGGGACACAACUGGGAGAUGAAUUACCAAGAAGCGGCGAUCUACCUCCAGGAAGGCGAGAACAACGACAAGUUCUUCACCCACCCUAAGAAUGCCAAAGCGCUGGCAGCCUACCUCUUCGUACACAACCACCUCUUCUACCUGAUGGAGCUGCUCACGGCCCUGCUCCUGCUGCUGCUGUCGCUGUGUGAGGCGCCUGCUGUUCCUGCGCUCCGGCUGGGCAUUUAUGUCCAUGCCACCCUGGAGCUGCUGGCCCUCAUGGUAGUGGUGUUUGAACUCAGCAUGAAGUUGCGGUGGCUGGGCCUCCACACCUUCGUUCGGCACAAACGCACCAUGGUCAAGACCUCUGUGCUGGUGGUACAGUUCAUCGAAGCCACCGUGGUGCUGGUGCGGCAGACAUCCCACGUGCGGGUGACCCGCGCCCUGCGCUGCAUCUUCCUGGUGGAUUGCCGGUACUGCGGCGGUGUGCGGCGCAACCUACGGCAGAUCUUCCAGUCCCUGCCACCCUUCAUGGACAUCCUUCUGCUUCUGCUCUUCUUCAUGAUCAUUUUCGCCAUCCUCGGUUUCUACUUGUUCUCUCCUAACCCUUCUGACCCCUACUUCAGCACCCUGGAGAACAGCAUCAUCAGCCUCUUCGUCCUUCUCACCACAGCCAACUUUCCAGACGUGAUGAUGCCUUCAUACUCCCGGAGCCCCUGGUCUUGCGUCUUCUUCAUCGUGUACCUCUCCAUUGAGCUGUACUUCAUCAUGAACCUGCUCCUAGCCGUGGUGUUCGACACCUUCAAUGACAUUGAGAAACGCAAGUUCAAGUCUUUGCUGCUGCAUAAGCGAACCGCCAUCCAGCACGCCUACCGCCUGCUCGUCAGCCAGCGGAGGCCUGCAGGCAUCUCCUACAGGCAGUUUGAAGGCUUGAUGCGCUUCUAUAAGCCCCGGAUGAGUGCUCGGGAGCGCUUCCUGACGUUCAAGGCCCUGAAUCAGAGCAACACACCUCUGCUCAGCCUCAAGGACUUCUAUGAUAUCUAUGAAAUUGCUGCCCUCCAGUGGAAGGCAAAGAAGAACAGAGAGCACUGGUUUGAUGAGCUGCCACGGACAACCUUCCUCAUCUUCAAAGGAAUCAAUAUCCUUGUGCAGUCCAAAGCCUUCCAGUAUUUCAUGUACUUGGUGGUGGCCAUCAACGGGGUGUGGGUUCUCGUGGAGACAUUCAUGCUGAAAGGCGGGAACUUCUUCUCCAAGCACGUGCCCUGGAGUUACCUUGUUUUUCUCACCAUCUAUGGGGUGGAGCUCUUCCUGAAGGUGGCUGGCCUGGGCCCUGUGGAGUACCUGUCCUCUGGAUGGAACCUGUUUGACUUUUCUGUCACAGCAUUUGCCUUCUUGGGACUGCUGGCCUUGGCCCUUAACAUGGAGCCCUUCUAUUUCAUCGUGGUCCUGCGUCCCCUCCAGCUGCUGAGGUUGUUUAAACUCAAGAAACGCUACCGCAACGUGCUGGACACCAUGUUUGAGCUGCUGCCCCGGAUGGCCAGCCUUGGCCUCACGCUGCUCACCUUCUACUACUCCUUCGCCAUUGUAGGCAUGGAGUUCUUCUGCAGGCGCCUCUACCCCAACUGCUGCAACACCAGCACAGUAGCUGACGCCUACCGCUGGAUCAAUCACACUGUGGGCAACAAGACUGUGGUGGAGGAGGGCUACUACUAUCUCAAUAACUUCGACAACAUCCUCAACAGCUUUGUGACCUUGUUUGAGCUCACUGUUGUCAACAACUGGUACAUCAUCAUGGAAGGCGUCACCUCCCAGACCUCCCACUGGAGCCGUUUGUACUUCAUGACCUUCUACAUUGUCACCAUGGUGGUGAUGACCAUCAUCGUGGCCUUCAUCCUAGAGGCCUUUGUCUUCCGGAUGAACUACAGCCGCAAGAACCAGGACUCAGAAGUGGACAGCGGCAUCACCCUCGAGAAGGAACUCUCCAAAGACGAGCUGCUCACCGUCCUGGAGCUCUAUCGUGACGUGCGAGGGGCCUCCUCUGAUGUCACCCGGCUGCUUGAGACCCUCUCUCAGAUGGAAAAAUACCAGCAAAACUCCCUGGUGUUUCUGGGACGGAGAUCCAGAACCAAAAGUGACCUGAGCCUGAAGAUGUACCAGGAGGAGAUCCAGGAGUGGUACGAGGAGCACGCCCGGGAGCAGGAGCGGCGGCGGCAGCUCAGCAGCAGCGUCCCUGGUCACCCUGCCUCACUGCCACCCAGCAACCGCCAGCGCUCCCAGACUGUCACCUAGCCCCCGCUCGCCAAGCCACCUCUUCUAUGCAAUAACACAAUAUCCGUCACUAGAGUAUCAAAUGGGUGUGCAGUGUGCACAUUCAUAUAUAUGCACAUAUUUACAGACAGAAAAAGACCAGCUGGGGCUUGAACCACCUUGACCGUCUUCCUGAGCUCUAGACGCCUGCUUGGCCCAGGGGACCAGGCCAAUCUGAGAUCUUCCUACUGUGGAAAGCUCUGGAAAUGUGCUUCUCAAGAGGCCCCUUGGAUAGGCUGUGCCACCUCCACAGGCUAGCCUUCCCAGUGGGAACAUGAGGUGGAUCACCUGCCUUCCUGCUGCUUUUUGCUCUUGUCCCCUUGAUUCCUAGCAUCUCCAUCAUAGAUGUUUGUGUCUGGCAUUAGGGGCAAAACCACUUAGGAAGGACAGAACCCAAAUGACCCAGCAUGGUAUUUGUAGAUGAUAAUGUUCUAGAGUAUUCCUUUGGGAGACCAGAGCCCAACUGGAAGCUUGAUGGGGGUCAGGCUGUGCUGGGCAGUAGGAGUUGGCGCUAGCCAGUCAGUGCACUGUUUGCCCACACUAGGUCUGUUUGACCCCCAUUGUGAAAACCCUGCAGCUGCUUCCUGGAGAAGGCAGGCAAGUGGGCAGCGUGAGCAGCUGGAGGCUGGUGAGGCAGAUUCCUUGAGUAUGCUCACUGAGCCCUUCCGUGACCCACCGGCUAAGCCAGGGACACUGUGGUGGGUUGAGGCUCGUCUGAAGGCAGCGGCCGCCUGCUGUGUACUGUGGGAGCUGCAGGGGGAUGGCGGAGCGAUGGCACAGGGCCAUUCGCUGCCCGUCACAGCAGCCCAGGCUGGCCAGCACUGUGACCACCACACCUUGGGCGGCUGCCCUACCAGGACUGCGUCAAAGCAGGCACUGGGUUCACCCCUAGUUCUCAGAAGCAGAGGGUGUUGGCACAGGAUGGAUGGUGUGACCCCUUAAACUGCCUUCUCCCUGCUGCCUGUGGGAGUUCUCUGGUAACGCAGCAGGGUGGAUGUGUGACCGUCAAGCCCACAGGGGCUGUCCCAGAGUGCAGUGGAGGCAACAGCAGUAGGGUAGGUCACGUUGGUCCCACUGGCCACCACUGGCUGCAGAGGCAGGGGAUAGAAGGCCACGGCAACAGCCCCAUCUCUGCCUGGCAUCCUAGCUUGUGACCACCUCUGCUGCCUCUCAGAAUGGGUGGACAGAAGAGGCAGCGGAGCUGGUCACUGGGAGCAGGCCUCACAGUAAAGAUAGGUGUGUUCACUUUACAUGAAGCACAGCCCUCUGGGACCAGGGGACUGCCAUUGUCCCCUCUAUCUCUGGAGGGCCAUCAGCCCUUUCCAGAGACGAUCUUCAUUUUCACAGCUGGGUGCCUUAGUUUUUGUAUCAGAAUGGCAUUUUGGAAGCAGGAGGAGGGCCAUCCUCUGAGGAGGUCCUGGGGCCUCUGAGCAUCCAGCCUUUUUCUAAGUUCUUCCUCUGCCCCAAGGGAACAGGGCCCGAGCGGUGGUGGGGAGACCUCUUCCUGUGCCCAAUCCCAAGGGUGGUACUGAACACCCUGGAUUGACCCAGGACCAGAUGUGAUGUAGAGGUAGUGCUAACAGGUCAGACUACAGCCAAUCACCCCAACUGAGGACUUUGGGACCCCCAUCUUGCUACGAUAGCCCCCAAAGCCCCCAUCACAGCUGAGUAGGGCAGGUUAACCCUGCCAGUGGCCCCACACCACAGUCUGGCAGAGGCAGUGAUGGUAUCAUGCUCCCCACGAGGCCAAGGCACCCUUGAGGGGACAGCAUCAGUCCCCCCUCCUCGCUCCCCCCCACCCCCGCCUUACUCCACACCACACGGACAAUCAUUUUAUUUUAUAUGGAUCAGGAGCAACGCUGUAAGGUUUUGUACAUUGGUGAUUUGUUACCUAGAAACCCACUGUGCCCAGGUUUCUGGCUUAUUAAUAAAAGAGCUUCUGCUUUGUA